AUCUGAUCGUAAUGGGAAACUGAACUGAAAUACAGUGCAUUUUACCACCCGUCCCGCACGUCUUUUCUAUUCCAAUAAUUUAUGUCACAUAAUUCGCAAUCAUUUGAUUAAUUCAGUGCGUAAUUCUUUUUGUGAUAAAAAUAUGAACAUAAAGACUGUUGUGUAACCUUAAUCCAUACAAACGUCAAGAUAAAGUGGUGUUCUAGAUCCAGAAUUAAAUUUAACAAAUCCGGAAUGGAUGACUCGAGAGCUCCCAUAGCGAUAUUAUGAAUCGCUCUGUUAUGUCCCGCACCAGCUAGUUAGGAUGGACAGCCUGCAAGUGGCGCACGCGCACAGCAAAGGGUCCAGCCGCAGCCAGUCGCCGUCCGCGACCGAUGUCUCGCGGGACCCCGCCGUGCUCACUGAUGACGUCAUCAGGUCCCGCGUGCAGUCGCAGGCGCACCAUGUCAGCCAGGAGCCAUCAUCGAGUUCGUCUUCCCGGCACGGCGACCGCGUGACGCACCAUGUCAAGUCUCACUCCAGGGACCUGGGCAACAGCCCGCUCUCCGCCAACACCACCGGCAACAGCACUAGAGAUCUGGAAGACUCGCCACAGAAGAAGAUACUGAUCGCCCCCGGCGAGUACUCGGGCCCUGUCUACAGUCCCAAUGUGUCCUACACCUUAUCUUCUGCAGAUGAAUAUGGCUCUCCAGCUUACAGAGGACAAGACGGUGACUAUUCAAAUCAAGACGAGAGCGAUGGCGGGAACGUUACGUCAUCCAAGGCUCUGGCGGCCAUAGCGCAUCUCAACACCAAGAUCGAGCGCACCAAGGACCUGAUCCGGCUCGAGCAGACCAUACGCGAUGACAACGUGAACGAAUACCUGAACCUAGCCGCGAAUGCAGAUAAACAACAGUUGCAACGUAUCAAAGCAGUGUUCGAGAAAAAAAAUCAAAAGUCUGCUCUAUGCAUCGCGCAGUUGCAGAAGAAACUCGAGGGGUACAACAAGAGGAUCAACAACUGGCAGCAACACGGCACUAGCGGACAAGCGGGACACCGGCAGCCGAGCCAGGUCCUCAGGGAUAUGGGACAGGGGCUCAAGAAUGUGGGCGGCAAUAUACGCGACGGCAUCACGGGGCUGGGCGGCAGCGUCAUGGCGGCGCCGAGGGAGUUCGCGCAUCUCUUCUCUCGCUCCAACAGAUUCGGAUCAGCUGACAACAUCUCGCAGCUAGCCGAAAACACGGGGCCUUCCCCUCCACAUGCGGAACUGAGAGCGAACCUGUCGUCGGAAGGGUCGCGCGCGUCGGAGCCCGGCGAAGGCGCGACGCGGGGCUCCACACUGCCGCGCGCCGCCACCUCGCCCGCGCCCAAGUUCUCCUCCGACGCCUCGCCCUCCUCCUCCGUCACCAGCGAGGGCGCGCCGUACCCGACGCAGACGGGGUCCAACAACCUGUCGGAGUCGUUCUCGAUCAAGCCGAUCCUCAACGAGCUGCGCGAGCGCAAGGACGACUACGAGCGCCUCGCCGACCGCCUCGACGCGCUCAAAAACCUAUCACAAGAAGUAUCGUUCCUAUCAAACGCACUGCAAGAGGAAAGGUUCAAGACUGAGAGGCUGGAGGAGCAGAUCAACGACCUCACUGAGUUGCAUCAGAACGAGGUAGAAAAUCUGAAACAAGCGCUGACGGACGUGGAGGAGAAGGUCCAGUAUCAGAGUGAGGAGCGGAUGCGGGACAUCCACGAGGCGCUGGACCUCUGUCAGACUAAAAUUAGCAAAUUAGAACAAUGGAUGGCGGGCGGAGGCGGUGGUGGGGGUGGAGCGGGCGGGGGGGUGGACGCGGGCGCGCACGCGGCGCUGCCGCCGCGGCUGCUGCUGGUGAAGCUGCUCAACGUGGCGCUGACGCUGCUGCAGCUGGCGCUGCUGCUGGUCGCCACCGUGGCCGGCGUCGCCAUGCCCUUCUUGCGGACUAGAGUGCGGGUAUUAACGACAAGCUUAGCGGUGAUGGUCGGGGUGAUGGUGCUGAAGCAAUGGCCGGAGGUGACGCAGCUCUCGGAACAUCUGGUGCGGCGGCUCAAGGAGUACUUGCUGGAUAAACACUACGACAGGUAUGAAUGCAAGUCGUUGUGUGGUUGAUAGUCGUCGUAAUAAAAUUAGGUGAUAUUGCAAUUCUGUCCGCGCGAUGCGAACGCAGUGAUAAAUGUUACGGUCCCACGGGCAUGUGAUUAUAUGAAGUAAGUUGCAGUACAAAGUUUGUGAACUAGGCCAGUAUUAUAACCUUAUUGUAAUUAUUGUUAUGAUAAAAGGAAACAUGCAGGAGAUCCUAUGUAUUUCUAAUUUGAUUCAUUUGUAUAACAUGACCGAGAUAGAUAAAUGUUUAACGCGAUUUAAUAAACGACAACACUCAGCCCUCACUAAGCAUUAACUGGUAUCGCGGAUCCGGUGGACUAACACAGAAAUGUACACAAAACAUCCAGAACCGCGUACAAAUAUCUGAAGAUCACAAGCACAAAUAUUUGUUGGAAUCCAAUCCCGAGACAGGCGGACGGACGUGGGAACCAUUCCUCCUCCUCCUCUGCCCAUAGGGACAUAGCCACAUACAUAGUUACAUUGCAAGUUAAAUAAAAGCUCGUAAAAAAAAAAACAAAUUUUAGGCGCUCCUUUGUAUGCAACGUCCUGGGCGAUCGUCCAGAUGCAUACCUAACGCCGGCACUGAAAUUAUCCAUAUUAGGAUCGAAACAAUCGUUCGUUUAUUGUUGAGGUUAUAAUAUUGACCAAGUAUGAUACGAUAUGUACCUGUUCUGUUUUAUAAACUCGUUGACGCGACUGGUGAGUAUAAGAAUAUUGUAAAAUAAUGCAAGAGUAUUUUAAGGAAAAUAGCUGAGAUUUUUUUACAUACAAUUUUAAUGUUACGGGGAAUACUCCAUAAAAUUGCAGUACAUAAGUGUAAAAAAAAAAGUAAUUUGACACUAAGUUACAAUUGCGCGAUUUUUUAGUUUUGUGUGAAUGCACGGACAUUAUGAUAGAUCAUACUUUGGAAUAAAAAUAUUGUGUUGCUAAUAGUAUCUUAGCAGAUAAAUACAGCAUAUUCACUUGUACACAAUCAUUACUUUUUAUAUCGAAAGGGCUGGGCCCCUGAGAAAUUAAUUUAUAUUUUGUUAGUAGCUUAAUAGAUGCGUAUUUAGAUACAUUGAAUUUGAAUAAUGAAGGUCGAAAUAUGCUGUGGCAAAAUCUAAAAUUUUCUAAGACACAUUUUUGCCACGCUGUAUAUUAUGUAUGAAAUCGUAUGGAAUGUUAUUUAAUUUAACAGUAUUUGUUAUACUGAUUGUAAAUAUUUUUUGUUAUGCCACAAUUUUCAAUGAAAAAUACUCUGUUUUUAUAAAGUACUUGGGAUAAAAUUAAAAUGGAUGCUAAAGAGCAAUACGCAUAUGAUAUUAUGUAUAUAGGGUACGGCAUGGAAAUGAUACUGGUUGAAAGAAAGCAUGGCGAAACUUUUGUUUACCGGUGAUGGAUCGCGAUUUGUCACUUACUCGUUGUACAUAUUAUUUUAGAGGGAUGGGGUUGCCAACGCAAAUAAUUUAUAUUCGACAAAUGUUAUCGAACGUGAAUGGGCUCCUAGAUUUUAAAACGAAACUUGGAAUAGGUAACUACUAGGUUCGAUAUAGCGUGAAUGUAUAAAAUUGUUACACUAUACGACAUGUGAUACAUUGAUUGGUAAUUUUUUAAUUCCUCCGUUUUUUUUUUCAACUACUAUUCUAUUAAUUAUAAUUAAUUAAAAUAAUCAGAAAUCUUAUAUCUCUUAAUUUAAAAUUAAUCUUUGACCUGUAAAUUAUAAAGAUAUUGGUUUUGUACUGAACCUUGUUUAUUAUCAGCAAACUGUUGCCUAGCACGUAAUAAAAAAUGUUUAUUGUUUAUUGGCGGUUUCAUAUUAUAUCAGCGAGAUAUAGAUAUCUAAAUUGUAUUUAUUUUUAGGUAAAUUGGCUUUAAUGAUCAAACAGUAGUACUUUCUGCAAAUUGAUCAUACACAAUAUUGUACUUGAUGACUAUUAAUUUCUUUUUCAAAAUACGCUAAUUUCUAAUGUUAAAAAGGUCACUUCUAAAUAUGCUAAUUUCUAAUGUUAAAAAGUUACAUUCCAAAUUAAGCUGAUUUUAGAUAGUUUUGAACCUAAAAUAGAGCAAUAUAGUAUGCCCAUUCGUCAUUCUUAUUUAAUAGCAUUGUGUUGGUACAUUGGUUUGAAGUUAGUGUUUUAAAGUAAAAAAAUAUUCUGUACCUACUUUUUCGCAAUAUAAUUAACAUUAUAAGUCACAAAAAAGUAUAGGAAUAACAUAGCCUUGUAUAAUACCUACUAAUUUCGCUGAAUGUACCAACACAGCAUUACUUCGCCUGAACAGUUAGUUGUGUGUAUAUUUUGUAAAUAUUUUUUUACGAGCUCUACUUUAAAAUGUUAUUUUAUGUGAAAGAUACUUUGGCAAUUUUAUCGAAAUGUUGCAUGCUUGCUGUUGAUGUUCAACUACAGUUUACGUUUGUAAUUAGCUAAUUAAAUUUUUCGAUAUAUAGUGGAAUUAUUAAAUUAUAUACUUAACGAAAUUGACAAGAUUCCUGAAGAGAUUAUUAAAUUCAAUACUAUUGUAUCGGUGAAAUGUCAAAACCGUGUAUGGAGUUUUAAACUUUCUCAAAUAAAAAUCAGAAACUACAAAAUUGUCUUAUGUAAGCUGAGAACUUUAUAUUACUUUGAUUUGAUUAAAAUAAAACUUCUAAGAGUUUCUCACUGGAAUUUUCUUGCGGCUACUAAUUUAUCAUAAGACAGUUUUUGUUCUAUCAUUGUUAUAUACAUACAUUACUCUGGUUUGUAAGUUAUUCAUUGAUCAUAAAAAGCAUCUCGACCCAUUGACAAUAUGUGAAUUGUAUUUUUUUUUUGCCAACUAUUGAUUGAAAUAAACCAUCACAAUUUUAUUCAAAA
Plodia interpunctella (Indianmeal moth) is the source of this 4935-nucleotide messenger RNA. It is a transcript of the gene Dmtn, whose product is annotated as Dementin. The transcript has 18 exons. The coding region runs from base 305 to 2110 and encodes 601 amino acids. Gene Ontology annotation, cellular component: endomembrane system. NCBI's taxonomy places the organism in Eukaryota, Metazoa, Arthropoda, Insecta, Lepidoptera, Pyralidae. The record is from RefSeq and is a predicted model, not a curated record.